Hibiscus syriacus is the source of this 989-nucleotide messenger RNA. RefSeq lists its product as uncharacterized. Lineage: Eukaryota; Viridiplantae; Streptophyta; Magnoliopsida; Malvales; Malvaceae. The transcript has 5 exons. The coding region runs from base 44 to 748 and encodes 234 amino acids. The record is from RefSeq and is a predicted model, not a curated record.
ACAUUGCCAAGAAAUCCCAACGUCUGAUUCCAUAAUAAUCUCCAUGCUCUCCUCAAAGCGACUCCACACUCUAACCCAAUGCCUACGUUCCGCCACUCACCAACUCUGCUUCGCUAGAACUGAUGCCGCUUCCUCCAAGCGGCGGUCCAGGGGCCCAGGCUCAGGAUUUUCCUUCACGAAAACGGAAGACAAAUCCGAGUGGUGGGUGGUGGACGGCGAGAUGCACGAGAUAGGCGAUCAUGUGCCUCCACGUGAGCGCUUCGUCAUCCCCAGAGACAACAUCCCAAACAAGCGUAGGAAGCAGCUCAGGGAACAGUUCAUGCGCCGAACUCGCCUCGCUAUUAAAGAAUCGGAGCAUGAGCCCUGGUGCAAAAAGUACAUGGAACUGUAUAAUGAGCUUAGAGAAAAUUGGGAGAGGUUGUAUUGGGAUGAGGGUUACUCCAAAAAAAUUGCUAAAGAUCAUGCCAAGUAUGAGUCCGCGGAGGAGGACGAUCAAGAUUUUAACCCUUACAGGAUCAGGGGACCUCGUGCAGAUAUCAUGAAGGAUCAAGGUUUUGUGAGGAAUAGGCAAGCUGAUAACUUAGGGAAAGUCAAUCAGCUUCGGGAUAAGUUUGAAUUUGAUAGAGAGAAAAGAAUGAGAGAGAAAGCAUUUGCACCAAUGAAUGAACAAAUUGCCAUGGAUGGCUACAAUGCGAACUCUGGGAACCAGCCAUUUGACACUCAGAGAUACUUUUCUGAUAGUGACUAAGAGUAUAAUGAAAGAAAGGGUAUUAGCAAGCCACGACUGACAGCGGGGUUCUUUUAGCUGAUUCAUAUCCGUAAUACCCUUGAGCAGGUGUUGCCUGUCACACAAGAAUGCAAAGGUUUUUCAUGCUUGUAUUGCGGAAUGUUGUACUUGUAAGCAAUAUGGAUGAAGUUUUGAUUUUAUACGAGAUCUUCUCUCAAGAUGUUUUCUUUGUUGCAAAAGAGGUAGUCUGACUAUAAAGGAG